AUGCCUCAUUCGGUGCCUGUGCCCCCAACGGGCUUCCAAAGUAUUGUACUUUGUGGCCCUGGUGUCUCUCUCAACACAUUUACUUCCAACCCUGAGGAGUACCCAAAAUGUCUUCUUCCGAUCGCGAAUCGGCCGAUGAUCUACUAUGUUCUGGAUUUCUGCCGACGAAUGGGCAUCACUGAUGUCACACUGGUCACACCUCCUUCCUCUCUUGCGCCUCUCCAAGCAGCCCUUCGUCAAAACCCGCAUCUCACCUCCCUCCCCACACCAUCCGUCAUCGCGCCAAAGGAAUUGGAAAUGACAACCGGUACGGCCGAGCUCCUCCGCCUGCCCGAGGUCCAAAACUGCAUCAAGUCCGACUUCCUCCUCCUCCCCUGUGAUCUUGUCUGUGAUCUUCCCGGCGAGUCUCUGCUUGAGGCAUGGAUGGUCUCCGGGGGCGAGAAGGGCCGCCGGAACGGCCUGAGCAUGUACUACCAAACAAAGGAUCGGGAGGAGAGCGUCAAGGGCGAGGCUACCGACUUUGUGGCUGUUGCACCACUCGAACAAUCCGAGUCUCCGGUUGUGUCCCUCUCAGAGCUGCGCGCGCAGCUCUCCAAGGUCGUUCUGUCCAUGCCUAUGGACACUCUGAAGGAAAAGAUGGAGAAUGAUAAGGGUUUCCUCAUGCGUCAUUCGCUGGUGGACAAGCAUGCCCACGUGAAAAUGCUGACCAGCUUCCGCGAUGCACACAUCUAUAUUCUUCCGCAGUGGGUCAAGGACAUGGCCCGCUUGAACGAACAGUUCCAGUCUGUCAGCGAGGACUUGAUCGGGUGGUGGGCCAAGGCGGAGUGGCAACGAGGCCUUAGCGAAAAACUGAAGAUCAACGAGAUCUUUGAGCGCAAGAGCCGGAGUCACUCUGUGGACGAGAAUGCUAGCCACGACGGUGAAUCCGUCGACGGGGAGGGUGCACUCGAGGAGGAGAUCAAUCUUCCCGGCAUGAGCACUACCAAAGCCACCUCAGCACCCAAGUCUCAUAUCGAAGAAUCCACGGAGAGCCCUGUACUCCCCCCAUUGCUCGCCUACAUCCAGAGGGGUACAUCACCAUUUGUGCGACGAGUCGACUCCUCCGCCCUGCUGCUUUCGACUUCCCUCCGUCUGGCUAAGCUGGAGUCUAUCGAAGAAGUCGGCCGCACCGAAGCGUCUGCCUUCGCUCACGCUUCCAAGAUCGCUUACCCGCAGGGCGUGGCGCAACGGUGUACCGUGACAAAGAAUGACUGCCUCCUCGACAGCAACACCACCGUCGAGGAGAAGUGUGUGAUCAAGGAGAGCUGCAUCGGCGCCAAUGUCCACAUUGCGAGCGGUGCGCGGUUGACCCGCUGCCUGGUGAUGGAUGGCGCGGUCAUUGGCUCCCGGGCUCAGUUGACUGGUUGCAUCGUUGGCCGGCGGAGUAAGAUUGGCCGUGAAUCCGUGCUCAAGGAUUGCGAGGUCCAAGACGGGAACGUGGUUCCCGAUGAUACGGAUGCCAAGAACGAGAAGUUCAUGGUCUUCGAGGGUCUUGAUGAUGACAUGGAGGAAUCCGAUGAUAUGGACCUCUGA
Messenger RNA from Penicillium olsonii, 1572 nucleotides. The record is from the annotation of a GenBank genome assembly. Lineage: Eukaryota; Fungi; Ascomycota; Eurotiomycetes; Eurotiales; Aspergillaceae.